AUGUCCCGCAAGCAGGCGGCGCGGGCGCGGCCCGGGAAGGCGGAGGCGGAGCGGAAGCGAGACGAGCGGGCGGCGCGGAGGGCGCUGGCCCGCGAGAGGCGGAACCGGGCCCAGGCCGAAGGGGAAGACGACGGCGGCGGCCUGGCCGAGCAGCUGCGAGGGCUCGGACUGCGCCUGCGCGAGGUGCCGGGCGACGGGAACUGCUUGUUCAGGGCUCUCGGGGACCAGCUCGAGGGGCACUCGCGGAACCACCUCAAAUACCGACAGGAAACCGUUGCUUACAUGAUCAAACAGCGGGGGGACUUUGAGCCUUUCGUGGAGGACGACGUCCCUUUCGAGAAGCACAUUGCCAAUUUGGCCCAGCCCGGGACUUUUGUUGGCAACGACGCCAUUGUGGCUUUUGCGAGGAACAACCAAGUGAACAUCAUCAUUCACCAGCUCAAUGCCCCCCUCUGGCAGAUCCACGGAACGGACAAGAGCAACGCCCGAGAGCUGCACAUUGCGUAUCGGUAUGGCGAGCACUACGACAGCAUCCGAAAGCUCAGCGAUAACUCAGCGGCUCCCGCUUGGCUGCAGACAGAGAUGUUGUGCCAGAAUGAAACGAGGAACAAAGAGGCCCUCCAGGUGAAGGGGGAGAGGCAGCAGCCCGAAGAGCAGACACCAGAUGAAGUUGAGGACGCCGUCCAGAAAGUUCGCAACGCCACCGGAUGCUUGGACGCUGAUUUAAUUGCCCAGGUCCUUGAAUCAGAGGAUUACAACAUCGAGUCAACCAUCUUUGCCGUUUUUCAGAUGAAAGAGUUGGAAAAGCUCCAUGCGGAGGAAGCCGUGGCCAACAGGCCGAAGCCGCAGCCCAGGCCGGCCCCAUGGGACGAGAACGGAAGCGGAGCCAGGGUCUUCGGUCGCCAGGAAAUAGAGAACAAUAAUAAGCCCCGGGGGAGUCCCGUGGAAAGAAACCGCCUGGGCAGAAAGCCGGCUCCAAAGGCCUCCAACAAGCAGAGGAAGGAGCUGCAACGGUUGGAGAAGAAGCGGCGCCAGGAGGACAGGCACCGGCAGAGAGUCCUGGCCAGCCAGGGCGGCCCCUCGGACAAUAACAAAAUCGCGACAGAGUCUGACUCCCCGGUCACCCUGGUGAAGACCUUUGCGGCCCUCAGCAUCUGACUUUGCGCUCACUUCUGGACGGCGGUUGCCUCCUUGAGAAGGGAGGAUGGGGCGAGCCCCAACGCACCUUAUGGGUGCCAGCGGAGGCAGGAUGAGCAGUUGGCCCUCUGGGAAGCCCAGGAAGGAGGGCCAGUGGGGGCCUUCCCCGUCCCUUGUUUCGGGGCUGCUCGAACCCCCCUCCUCUCAUUCCUGCCAGGUUCCUUUCUUCCAUCAACCUAGGGAGGAUCGCUGGCCGGAUAGUUGCUCUUUGGGGGACGGCUGCAUCUUUUCCUCACUUGCCGUGGGGCUAAACACAAGACUGGGGUGGCUCUUGCCUUGAAGCUUAAGGGGGCUGGUGGGGACGGGUGGAGGGCAGAGGGGCAGCCCUGGACCAGCUGGGAAACGGGACCUUCUGAUUUGCCUCAGUUCUCUCGGUUGGUGGGUGGAGGUGGAUAAGACUUUGCACGAGGGGGGUCUCUUGGGGAAGGCUGGCUUGGCAGAGCAAUGCGGGGACUUCGGGAAACCUGUUUGGGGGAAGAAGUAAUGUUUGGGGGAGGGGUUUUUUUCAGAGAUACAGGCCCCCUGCCCCCCGCCCCCCGCCCAAGAGAGGCAGAAGGGACUUUUCUGUACCGUGAGGAUCUCAAACCGUGGACAGCUUUUCUGCAAAGCUCCCGCAGGAUCUCAGGCUUCGUCUUUAUGUUCGAUAUGUAGUUUUGACGGUGUUGAAGAAACCCCAGGUUGCAAUUUUCCCUUAAAAACCCAUCUUUCCUCCGAAGAAACUUUUUUACAUUUCUUAUCUCUGACUUUUUCCAAAAAACAGCUGUUUAAAAACAUGCGUAAAUGGGAGGCAUCAUGAAGUGCCCAUUUGGAUCUCACAUGCCUUCACUGAUGGGUUAGAAAGGCAAGUUUGGGCUGGUGUGGGACGACUCUGGGUGAAAAUGCCUCAUUCUCUGACGAGUUUGGAAGAAGUCAGCAUCCUUGGGGUGCGCUACCCCAAAAACAGAUUUAACUGAUUGCUGUGGGAAAAAAGCACGUAUGGAAAAUAGGUGCUCUUUGCGGGUGGGUUGAGCUGCAGAAAUGUAUCAGGGCCCCUCCUGGCUAGGAACCCUGGAGGUCCCCCUCAUAGCACAUCUGGAGGGUGCCAAGUUGGGGAAUGGGAUGUGAAGAGGAUUGGUUGAUUUAUUUAAGCCAUUUCUAUGGCUGUCCUCCCCCUGCCCCUCUUCUCCCUUGGCACCCUCAAAGGAGACCUUAAAAUCAUUCUGGCGAGGCCGAGGAGCCUAACUGAAGACGUGGCGGGGUCACCCCCCAGGUCAGGUCCCUGUUCCUUUACAGGAGGUCAGACCAUCUGAUGGAGCCUGGAGCCCCAGGGUGGGUUCAGGACAAAACUAAUUUGAGGUUUUCUAGAACAGGCCCCAUUUGCCUGACUUGGUAAUUUGAGGAGAUGGGCAGCUAGGGGUGAGGAGGACAGGCGCUGAGUUAGGAUUGCUCAGAGCGCAAAUGGCCUGCGUUAGUUUGCGCAAAGCUUAUAAAAAACUCUGGCCAACCCCACCUAUUCCGGCCAGAAUUCUGUCCCUGG
Molecule: messenger RNA, 2713 nt
Organism: Python bivittatus (Burmese python)
Lineage: Eukaryota; Metazoa; Chordata; Lepidosauria; Squamata; Pythonidae
Gene: OTUD3
Product: OTU deubiquitinase 3
Biological process (GO): protein K11-linked deubiquitination; protein K27-linked deubiquitination; protein K48-linked deubiquitination
Molecular function (GO): cysteine-type deubiquitinase activity
Source: RefSeq, a predicted model, not a curated record